Messenger RNA from Aphanomyces invadans, 2986 nucleotides. RefSeq lists its product as hypothetical. The transcript has 17 exons. Bases 47 to 2644 code for a protein of 865 amino acids. The record is from RefSeq and is a predicted model, not a curated record. Lineage: Eukaryota; Oomycota; Saprolegniomycetes; Saprolegniales; Verrucalvaceae. Gene Ontology annotation, cellular component: cytoskeleton.
CGCAACGGUCGUGUAACCGAUCGUUGAAGGCGCCCUGGGCAGCAGCAUGAGCGACGAGGCGGCUGGCGAGGCCGCGAGUCGUUAUUGCGCCGAGAUGGCAGCAUUCUUGCCGACAAUCCCGGAGGAAAUGGGACUGUUCCGCCAGGAAGUGGAGAAGAUGCUGAAUGCCCUGGUCAAGUCGCAAGAGAGCGAGCAGCGGCUACUCCGUCGGACACGCGAGAUCAUCGGGGAGAUAGGAACGAACCAAGACAAGUAUGCGCGAGAAAAGGAGGAGGAGAUGGAGGCGUACAACUACAAGAAGAAGGUGCAGGUCGACAUCGAAGUCAUGUGGAGCCAAGUGGCCAACUCGCACAAGCUCGAGACGGAGAAACAGGCCAAGCUGAACGAACUCCGGACCAACAUUGCGAUGCUGGAGGAGCAGCUCAAGAACGGGUCGGGGUGGAGCGAAGCGCAGGAGGAAAUGAUGGCGAAACUCAAGCGGCAGCGCGCGGACAGCGCCAGGGAAGUCGAGACCAAGACGAACGACUUGGCGCAGAUUCGAAUGGAGGUGGCGUCGCUGCAAGCGCUGGUCACUGAGGCCGAAGACGAGCAGCUCAGACUCGAGGAGGAGCUCGCAAACGUGUCGAACGAGGUCCAGGAGAAGCGGUCGAUGGCGGACAAGGAGACCCGACGCAAAGUGAUGCUGGAAAAGUCGCUCAAAACCCUCAAACACGAAGCGGAGACGUUGAACGCGGAGUGGAAACGCAAGGCGGAGGCGGUUAAGGUCGGCGACGCCAUGUUGAAGCAGAAAGAAGCGACGCUGCGGGAAGCCAAGACGCGCAUGGAAAAGUACCUCAAGCAAUACGACGUUCUGUUUCGAACGACCCAUCAGUUCACAGAAGCAAUGGAAACCCAAUGGCAAAAAAAUGUCGAGUUGCAGAAAGAAAACACCCAAACGGAAGCGGAGAUUCGGGCGAAGGAAGAGAUCGUGGCCAAGAUCGAGAAGGACUGCGCCAAGAUCGAGCAACUCGUGGGUCUUACCAAGGAAAAGAUCGGUCAAGUCAACCAAGCCAAAGACAAGAUCGAUGCCACGAAGGACGAGUACAAGGUCGCGUUAAACGAACUGGUCAACGUCACGAUCGAAGUCGAGCGAAAGCAUGGCGAAGCGAUGAGGAAGACCCUCGACGAUUUGUUGCGUCAGCGUGAGCUGGUCAACAAAAUGCUCGUGCGCGCGGCCGACACCGCCCAGGGGACCCACGACUUGACCAAAAUCCAAGAAAACACGACAAAGAACCUGGAAAACGAAAUCAAUGGAUACCGCCAAAGCGUCAAACAGCAGCGGGACAUGGUCCAGCAGCUCGUGUCGGAGCGGGAUCGGUACGACAAGGAGGCCGAGGUGGCCCAUCGAAAGUAUCGCGCAGCAGUCGAGGAAGCCAAGCUUCAGGACCUCCAAGUGACGUCGCUGCAAGACAAAAUCGCGGAAGGAGAAACCCGGCUCAAGCAACAACAAAACUUGUACGAGGCCGUUCGCAGCGACCGCAACCUGUACAGCAAGAGCUUGAUUGAGUCGCAAGAAGAGAUUGCCGACAUGAAGCGCAAGUUCAAGAUCAUGAACCACCAAAUCGAGCAGCUCAAGGAAGAGAUUACGACCAAGGACCAUUGCCUCGUGAAGGAGCACUUUGACCACCACAAAGUCGACAAGGAGAAAGAAACACUCAAAGCCGAACUGACGCGGAUCAAGAAGCAGAUCCAGAGCUCCGAACAGAUCAUCGCCAACCAAGAGCAAGAAAUCUCGAAACUCGCGUCGAUCAUUCAAGAGGCGGACGAUGAGAAGCAGCGCCAGGUGAAGGAAUUCAACGCAGUCGUCAACGAUCGAGACAACCUGCGGGCACAGUGGAUCCUUCGCAACGAGGAGCUGAAAGCGCUUUACGAAAAGAUCAAGAUCCAAAAGUCGACAUUGAGCAUCGGUCAAGUGCAGUACGAGGAGCGCGUCAAGGAGGUCGACCAGUUGGAGAAGAGGGUUCAGGAUCUUGUGGACGAGUUCAAGAAGACGCAAAACCAAAUUGCGUGCACGGGGGACCUGAAGGCCGAGCUGCUACGUUUGGAGGGAGACCUGCUCCAAGAGCGAACGAAGAUCAAGGCGCUGUCGGAGGAGCUGGACCACCCCCUCAACGUCCAUCGGUGGCGCAAGUUGGAAGGCAGCGAUCCAAAACGACUCGACAUGAUUCGAAAGAUUCAUGCGCUGCAGAAGAAAACGAUCAAAAAGUGCGAAGAAGCGUGCAUGAAAGAUUUGCUGAUUGUGGAAAAGGAAAAGCUGUACGUCGAGCUCAAGAACGUCUUGGCGCGGCAGCCCGGACCCGAAGUGGCUGAGCAGCUCGUCGUGUAUCAAGAAAACCUCAAGAAGAAGCAGGCGCAAAUGAAAGGCAUGGAGAACGAGCUCGAGAUGUACAAGGCCCAAGUUCGAGAAUACAAACACGACCUCGAGCACAUUGACCGAGACAUGCAAGCGCUGCGUGACAAGUGGUUCAACAGUCUCCAUGUGGACCAUUUUCCCGACCACCAACCACAUGAUGAGCAAGUUGCCGCGCCUGUAAUGGAGAGACCGAAGCCCCAACUCCCCCCUGUUCCCGCCCCCAUUGAUGAAUCCAUGUUUGCUUUGAUGUAGCUGUCGGCCUCGUUGGCUGUGGAGCGAAUGUUACGAAAGGCUGGUGGAAACUCUCGGGAGAGGGCAUAGAGUAUGGUGCGGUUUGGAGUAGACCAACGAUGAUGGCUUUUACCCGUACGAGUCGUCUUCAUCACUUUGCUCAAAAGUAACCAAGCUUGGGCCAAACGAAUUUUCGACGAUCUCGAGAGGUGUGGAGCGAACAUUUCGCCAAAGACAACUGCAACUCUGCUUUGAUCACAAUGAAAUGAAAGUUGCUGGGGCGAUCCAAGGCCAUCCUACAGCGCCGCCUGUAGAGAUAAUAGUCACCAUCGCUGUCAACACGAACCGCACCAUACUAUAUUG